Messenger RNA from Symbiodinium natans, 693 nucleotides. Lineage: Eukaryota; Dinophyceae; Suessiales; Symbiodiniaceae. The record is from the annotation of a GenBank genome assembly.
AUGCGGGAGGUUUCCACGGCAUUGGCAGCUCUUGCCUGGUACCGGCGGCGGCAGCGUGCACGGCCUUUCCCUCCAGCUCGGGUCCCUGAGGAUGUCCUUCGACGAGGAUUGCGCAAGCAGGACCUUCCUGAGGAGGCCGAUGCCAUCAUCAUUGGCGCAGGCCCCGCCGGGCUCGCACUGGGCGUUAUGCUGGGACGCUUGGGGCGCCGCGUGCUGGUGCUGGAGCAGCAUGAUCGAGCGGGAGGCGGUCUACAUUGCUUUCAAGAGCAAGGUUACGACUUCGAGACGGGCUUCCACUACGCAGGAGAGAUGAGGAAGGGCCAGGAGCUUCGCGCAAUUGUGGACUCGCUGACGAACGAGGAGGUAGAGUUUGCCAAUUUGGACACUUUGCCCAAAUUCUGGAGUCCUGCCGCGCUCGCAGAAGUUGCCCGGAAUUGUGUGUACCAACCGUUUACUCUGCAGCUUGGUGACAAGGAGCAUGGGCAAGACUUCAUCUACGACAAGGCCCGCAAGAUUGCGCGCCUUUCUUUCACUAGGGUUCUUAACAGUCUGAAAGGAGCCAACAACAAGGGUCCUUUCAGCAACCCGCUACGCUUGUUCAGCAUUUCCGCUAAAUUGAAAAAGGUCGUCUUCAGCGACGGAGACAAGUUUGGUGUCCCGCCUCCUUGCACGAUUUACGAGUUGUGCCAAUGA